CAAGAAGGCUCACUUUGUGCUCAGCAUUGCCUGAAUAAUCUAUUGCAAGGGGAGUAUUUUAGCCCCGUGGAGUUGUCCUCAAUUGCACACCAGCUCGAUGAAGAAGAAAGGAUGAGAAUGGCAGAAGGAGGAGUUACUAGUGAAGACUAUCGCACAUUUUUACAGCAGCCUUCUGGAAAUAUGGACGACAGUGGCUUUUUCUCUAUUCAAGUCAUAAGCAAUGCCUUGAAAGUGUGGGGUCUAGAACUAAUCCUGUUCAACAGUCCAGAGUACCAGAGACUCAGGAUUGACCCUAUAAAUGAAAGAUCCUUUAUAUGCAAUUAUAAAGAACACUGGUUUACAGUUAGAAAAUUAGGAAAACAGUGGUUUAACUUGAAUUCUCUGCUGACGGGUCCAGAACUAAUAUCAGAUACAUACCUCGCACUCUUCUUAGCUCAAUUACAGCAAGAAGGUUAUUCUAUAUUUGUUGUUAAGGGUGAUUUGCCGGACUGUGAAGCUGACCAACUUUUGCAGAUGAUCAAGGUCCAGCAGAUGCAUCGACCAAAACUUAUUGGAGAAGAAUUGGCACAACUGAAAGAACAGAGUGUUCUCAAAGCAGAUCUGGAGCGAGUCCUAGAGGCAGCUGAUGGGGCGGGAAUGUUGGAUGAAGAUGAGGAUGAUUUACAGAGGGCUCUAGCAAUAAGUCGUCAGGAAAUUGACAUGGAGGAUGAAGAAGCUGAUCUCCGCAGGGCCAUUCAGCUUAGUAUGCAAGGUAGUUCCAGAAGUAUGUCUCAAGAUAGUCCCCAGACAUCCAGUACCAGUCUUACUUCAGAAGAGCUGCGGAAGAGGAGAGAAGCCUACUUUGAAAAGCAGCAGCAGCAGGAGUUAGACCCACCUAGACAGCUUCCAUAUGCUUGUGAAAGACCGACCCCAAGUUCAGGGGGACUGGGAAACAGCCAAGCAGGUGAUGCCUCGAGAGAAGAAGACAUGCUUCGGGCAGCUGUAAACAUGUCUUUAGAAACUGCUAAAGAUAAUUUGAAAGCAGAAAGAAAAAAAUAAUACCUUUAAAAAUCAUUUUGCUACUCAUACUUUCUAACAUUGUCUGUGUGAUUACAGUGUAAGGUCCACUUUGGCAGUGUGUUCACUGGAAGAGAUAAGAUAAGACACUUGGGUGGUUUAUAAGCAAAUGUUCAGAAAGCCAGAAACGUGUCAUAGGACUAACUCAUGAUCCUGAUAUUAGCCAAAGAGGCAGUCAGCAACUAAAGAAACUUAAGGUGGUUUUCUAAAGGUCCCUUUUUGUUUUUCAUGUGUGCAAUAUCUAACUGAAAUUAGGAGUUUUUCUUGGCUCUUUGUGGACCAACUAAUUAGCUCUUGCCAUUGAACUUGAUCUUGUAUUUUUGUUUUCAUUUUUCUCUCCAUUGGAGGUAGUUUGGUUCACUUGAGCUUGUUUCAUAUUAGACCAACCUUUUAUGGAAAUGUCUGUCUCCUUACAGAAAGCUAACCCUGCCUUCUCCGUGUGUGUGUGUGUGUGUGUGUGUGUGUGUGUGUGUGUGUGUGUGUGUGUGUGUGUAGGGUACAUGGGUGCUUCCUUGGGGUAUUUUCUCUUGGGGAACCAGCUCUAACAUGGUAAUCUGUUCUGAGGUUUGACUUUUUAAGCCCUCUCUAGUGGGAUCAUUAUUUCUUAACUUUGGUGCAUUCCUAUACUCUACAGUCAGCGCUGCCUGAGUAUCUGAGUCUAAAUGAGCUGGUUUAGUGUGAGCAUGAGCUUCUAGGCGCUUUGUGAAGGUUCUUGAUGUUCCCUGGCUAACACCUCUAAUCCUUUCAUUCCAUAUUCCUUGAAUACACACUUCCUUCUUCCUUAGCAUGCAUCCACCAUGAGUGUACUUAAGGAGAAGCUUGGCCUUCAGUGUUGCUGCCGGCUUUGUUUUAGCUUUUUUUUUUGUGACAGGAGCUUUGUGUUCCAUUUACAGUAAGUCCGGGAAUAUAUGCCUGCUUCACUAUUUUUUUUCUUUAAAUAGAAUAUAGCCUGUUAGGAUGGUAGUGUAGAAUGUGAAAGUAAUUUACUAAUGAAAAUACAUAAAUAUACUGUGGGUUGACCCUUGCAAUCAUGUUUAAAUUGCUUAAGAAUUACAGAAGUCACAGUAGCUCCAUCUGUCAUAGAAGGCUCUUGUCUGUAUAUAUGAAAGUCCUUAGUUUUGAUAGACAUUCUUUAAUUGGAAUGCACAGUCUCUCUGGGUCAAUACUUUGGUAUGAUUUGGGUGAAAAUUAACUGUGUCUCAUGGGUGUCAUAGAUCCCGAUAUCUGCUCUCCCUCCCUCCCUCUCUGUCCCCUUUUGAAUGUUGACUUGUACAUAGGUAAAUUCCAAGAAGAAAUUUUAGCCAAUAGCUUAGGAAGGUGAAGAAUGGUAUAUUGCUCUACUGGUGUGUGUUCUGCACACGUUUUUAUCAGGGAAAGUGUUUUGAUGUAGGAUUUAUUGCUGUCUAACUGCAAAAAAUGCAAAUAUUUUUAUUUAAGAUUAUGGAUAGGACAGAUGGUUUUGCUUUGGUUGGCUACACUAGGAGUUGAACCCAGGGCCUCCCUCCUGUGUGCUAGGCAGGCAUUCUACCUCUGAGCUAUAUCCCCAAUAACAAAAGGGGGAUUUUUUUUUCUUAGCCACUUUGUGCCAAUUAAAGUUUUUUUUGGAGUUUGCUCUAUGGAAAAAUUAGUCUUAUUUUAAAAUCUAUGAAGUUUUCUUGUAGCAAUUGCAGAGAUUCAGAAGAAUUGUGCAACUUUAGGGUGCUGGAGUUAGGACCUUUACGAUUCACAGUUAAGUGUUAGACUGAAGUACGUAACUACCCCAGUGUGCCAGUCACAUUGGACGUUGGCCCUUUUCUUUUCUUGUUGAAAAAUCACAUUAAAUGUCCCUACAGUUAGAUUGAUUAGCUACCUGAUAGAAAAAGAGAAAGCCAAUAUGCAUUUGUUUUAACUUAGAAUUUAUAAAACAUUCAUAUAACACAUCCUAGUUAAAUCACUUAUGAAAUAAGGCAUGUUGAUCUUUUAAUAGAGACAUUUUAAUGAGAAACUGAGCAUACAUUGAGUAUCAGAGUAUAUUUUUUUAGUUUGUUAUGAAUUGUAUUUGGCAAGGCAAUUCCAAAAAUCACUGUUGAACUGCCAGCUCUUUUGGAUUGGCCCGGGGUUACCUGAACAUUUAGAUUUCAUUAUUAAUGAGUAGCCAGUAUAGAAAGACGCCAAUGCUUAUUAUAACCACAAUAUAAAAAAGUGCAAAGGUUCUGUGAAGCUCUAGCUCAUACCCCAAGAGCUGCCAUUUACUGUACAACACUGCAGGACAGUCAGGGGCAAGGGAAUCCACUGGCAUGGUUGUGCUGUGGACUUGACUGACAUUUCCAUUCUGUUUUUUACCAACUGGGGAGCACCUUAAUGUUUAAUAUUUAAACAUCUAGUAUCAUUUUGUUUUUUUUUUCUAAUGUGUAACUUGUACUACCAGAUAAAAUAUGUACAGUUGUAAUGCUAGUGUCAUAAGCAAGUGUAAGAACACUUGGGAAGGCCAGGCAAGGUGCUGCACACCUUUAAUCUCAGUACUUAAUGGGCAGAGUCUGGCAGAUCUCUCUGAGUUCGAGGCCAGUGUGGUCUAUAUAGUGAGUUCCAAACCUGCAAGAGCUGCACAGUGAGACCUUGUCUUAAAGAAAGAAAAAGAAACUUUAGAAAGACCAUUGCCCUUUGGCCUAAACCCCAAAUCUAUAAAAACAAAACAAGUAAACAAAAAACAAGACAGCAAUAUGCAGAUAUUUCACUGCUAUGAAUUGUUUGAUGCAGUAGUGUAGGUAAAUUCUGCACUAAACUUUUAAUACCUUGGCCACAUCAUUUACAAUUCAUAGGCGGUAUUUAAGGUGGUGCUUCCCCCACACACACCCUGCAGACUUGAUUUUUCUUGAUGAAACCAAAGUUAAUGAGAAAGAAUGCUCAAAUUGAGUAGUCUGCAUUGUUUUAUUUAAUAUCAAGUUGAUUAAAAUAAGUUGUAUUCAUGUCAGAGUGUAAACCAUACAUUUUGAGCACCUGCAUAUUUGAUACUAUUUUUUAAAUCAUGUCAGUGCCAAGAGUUACUCAAUUCUUAGAACUGGCCCCUGUGACUGCACAAGUCCAAAGUGGGUAGUGCAGAUCCAAACUGUGCUAUCUGAAAGUCUUAAGUUUUAAAUCCAGUUGUUAAUACUGAGACCUUUGAUUCCAGCCUUAAAUUCGGCAUCGAUGAUGUGCUCAACAGUAGAGCAGUUGCCUAGUGGCCCAGGCCUUGCAUUCAGUCCUCACUACUGCAAAAUUCACAUGGAAUCUACAUUUCGAGGGGCCUUAAGGAGUACUUUCAAAUGAAGUGUUUGCUGUACUUUAGUCCUGCCAAGUGUAGAACUAUGAUGUAUGUAAACUUAAAAAAAAAAUGGAUUAACUAGUCAGUAGUAAUAUUUAAAACAAAAACUCUCUCUAGUCCUGAUUUGUUUUUAUUAAGCUAAAGAAACAAAUUGGUUUUGUAUUUUUUCCAAAGUGUUACACAUAAUAAAAAGUUUAAGACUGCAGUCAUAGACGAGGUACCAGUGGGAAGUACUUCCCACUGCGUGGGAAAUGCAGUUAUUUAGAAAUAUUUGUGUCCUGCAUAGUUGGAAGGUGGUAUGUUUUCUGGAAUUUUUUUUUAAUGAUUUUUUUUUUUUUUUAGAGAAAGUCAGACAUUUGAAAUGUGAUUAUCUAAUUUCUACAACACUGGACUAAAUAGGAAUAACUUUUUUUAAAAAUGACUCUUCUGUAUAAAUAAAAUAUUUGAAACUUAAGUGCAAAAGCCGUGAAAUAAAAAAAGCAUUGUCUUCUGGCCAAUAUGAUGCACAGUGGCAGUGCAGUUCGCUCAGGACCCAACUCUGCAGCCCUUCCUCAUGUGCCCGGUCUCCUAGAGUUUGGGCUGCCACUCCACAGGUCUUCCGUCUGUCUGUUCCUUCGAAAGCUUGGCUUCCAAAGCACUGUUGAACACUGAGGGUUCUGUUGGUGUGGAUGUUAAUGAGUUGUAUUUUAAAUAUCAGAGAUUAUUAAAUAAAGAGAAUGAUUGCUUUUCUAUUAA
Molecule: messenger RNA, 5071 nt
Organism: Cricetulus griseus (Chinese hamster)
Lineage: Eukaryota; Metazoa; Chordata; Mammalia; Rodentia; Cricetidae
Source: RefSeq, a predicted model, not a curated record